Molecule: messenger RNA, 3629 nt
Organism: Lingula anatina
Lineage: Eukaryota; Metazoa; Brachiopoda; Lingulata; Lingulida; Lingulidae
Product: protein kinase C delta type
Biological process (GO): protein phosphorylation
Molecular function (GO): ATP binding; diacylglycerol-dependent serine/threonine kinase activity
Source: RefSeq, a predicted model, not a curated record
UUAUUCCCCUUACUUGCAGCUUGUGGUACUAAUUGUCACAAGAAAUGUCAAAAGUUGAUAGCAAACUUGUGCGGUGUCAAUCAGAAGAUGUUGGCUGAGGCCCUGAAGCAGGUGAAGCCAGGAGCCUCCACUAAAUCAGUCAGCAGCUCCGCACAGGACCAGAAAUCUUCCGAAGAUUCCGAUGAUGAUAAUUAUGCUUAUGAAUCUAUCUGGGAACCGCCACCUGGUGUGCAGGGAGAGGAUGGCCUUCCUCCUCCGCGGCCACCACCACCAUCAAAGCCAGAGAAGAAGUUUUCACCCACAGACUUUGUGUUCCUUAAAGUGCUGGGCAAGGGGAGCUUUGGCAAGGUGAUGUUAGCUGAGUUGAAGGGGACAAAACAGUAUUAUGCUGUCAAGGCACUGAAGAAGGACGUUGUUUUGAUGGAUGAUGAUGUGGAGUGUACAAUGAUUGAACGGCGCGUCCUGGCAGCUGGGAGUCAGCACCCCUUCCUAACACACUUACACAGUACAUUCCAGUCAAAGAGUCACUUAUUCUUUGUAAUGGAGUUUCUAAAUGGAGGAGAUCUGAUGUUUCACAUCCAGGCCGCUGGGAGAUUUGACACAGAAAGAGCUAGGUUUUAUGCUGCAGAAAUUCUGUGUGGCCUCCAGUUCAUCCACAGAUGUGGUACAGUGUACAGAGAUCUCAAGCUGGACAAUGUCCUACUGGACAAAGAUGGACAUGUGAAGAUUGCCGACUUUGGCAUGUGCAAGGAAAAUAUCUCUCCAGACAAUAAGGCAUCCACUUUCUGUGGCACUCCAGACUACAUUGCUCCCGAGAUUCUGAAAGGACAUCGGUACAAUUACUCUGUGGAUUGGUGGUCAUUUGGUGUCCUGCUGUACGAGAUGAUGAUUGGUCAGUCUCCUUUCCAUGGAGAUGAUGAGGAUGAUCUGUUCCAUUCCAUUUGUCAUGACACCCCACAUUAUCCACGCUGGCUGAACAAGGAUGCUGCUUCAUGUCUAAGCCUGCUGUUUGAACGAGCGCCACAAGAAAGGCUUGGUAUGCCUGCCUGCCCCAGAGGAGCAAUCAGGGACCAGCCGUUCUUUAAAGUGAUAGACUUUGACAAGCUGGAGAGACGACAGAUAGACCCUCCUUUCAAACCUAAAGUGAAAUCUGCUUCAGACGUAGGAAAUUUUGAUACAGAUUUUACCAUGGAAAGGGCAUAUUUCACGCCACCUGACAAAGAACUGCUUAAGACCAUGAAUCAAGAGGUCUUCAAGGGAUUCAGUUUCACAAACCCUCUUCUGGCGUCUUGAAGAAAGUGUCACUUUUAGGAACUGUGUUAUAAACUGUUAUAGUUAAACUGGUAUUUAUUAAUGUAGUUCUGAUAGAACUAUGGCUGUAUUUCUUGAAUUUGAAAUUGAUGUGGAGCAGAGGAAGCAGUUUGAUGAUUAAUUUAAGCUAAUAAGAAGUAUCUUGCCCCAUGGAAACUCAUACCUGUAGCAAGUAGAUUUUUACAAACUUUUCUUGUGUAGUGUUUAUUGUGUCUUGUAUGUGUUAUAAUAACUAUGUAAUCUAAGAUUAUAUUUUGAGAAGAUUAUCUUGACAUCAAGUUAUUGAUAAAAAGAGUGGUGGCUUGACCAGAAAGGUAGUUUAAUAUGUAAACAGGUAUUUAGGCAGCAUCAGAGUGGGCAUGUCUCUUUUCAUCCUUGGACUCGAACAUUUUUGACCCAGGAUGAGCAGUAAAUAAUAUAUUGCAUGUCUCUGUAGGGAAUAUGAAAAUAAUGGAAAAAUACACAGGUGAAUUGUGUAAAAAAUAAGAUUUAUUGUUUUCUGCUUGUCUCAGAUAAAAUGCCCAGCCUGGUCAAAACUACAGUGAAUAUAAAAUUAGCACUGGCACUGUAUUGGUAAAAAAGUUUUGACAGAAGUAUAAACAGAAAGGACUUUUGUCAUCAGAAUGGGCAUGAAUCAGCCGUUCUUUUUAGAUAGAGUGCAUCAUAAAGUUUGUAGUAUUUAUUAUGAGAUGCAGUUGAAGUGAAUGGUGCAGGUGAUCAGCAUAUACAUUUUUCAGGUCUUCUGUGUAUGAAGAGUGAUGUGAAUGCCAUCAUUGCCAUGGGAUCUGUUACUGUAGCACACAAGUAAAAACCAAGUUAUAAAGACUUACUAAUUUUACAACAGUUGCACCUAUAUUUAUUAGCAUAAACAUUAAACUGACUAUUAAGAUAAUUAUAAUAUAGCUGAAAUUAAGAUGAAUAAGUGUUGAGAAAUGUUUUAUUGACUGUUUACAAUAUUACUUACUGACAAGAAAAUUGUAUCAUAUUUGAUAGGGAUAUCUGUCAAGAUAAACUGUAUAUUGUAAUAAUGUUAAUUGUGUUUUACUAUGUAAUUAUACUAGUACAUUAUAUUGUUGAAAUAUAUUUUAUAAUGAUGUUUGAAAUAGAUAUAACCAUGAGAUCUGUAUUACAGAGUAUUGUGUUGGUGCGAUGGAUAUGUGCAGCCAGCUUCAUGCAGUGUGCUUUAUAAGUGAAUAUUUUGGGUGCCUACUCGUACCAAAGUCACAUUCAAGUGGUGAAAACUAUCAGAUUUUAUGAAAAAAAAUGUGCAAGCAUUAUUAUUGAAGUCAAAGCAUGCAGUGGUGUGACAUUGAAAUAAUAGAAGAUGAGUGGCACCAUCAAGACUAUUUAAAGUGAAUGGUGACCAUAUGCACACAUACUUAUGUGCAGGGCCGCUUAUGUUUCUUAGAUUCCAUAUGUGUUAAUUGUUUAUCAUAUUUUUACAGUAGAACUGUACCUAUAUAUGUAAAAGAAAAGUCGCAAGUCAGAAUUGCACUGAAUAUCUGUAGAACUGUAUAUAUAGACUUACAUGUUGUUGUUUUACUAUUCCAAACAAUCAGCUUAUUUUUCAUCAACAAAAAACCACCAGUGGCAAUCACACUGUCAUAUUUUUUUGGGGGGGAUAAACUACUGAAAAUGUAGCCUCUAACAUGAAGAUGCUGACAUGAGAGGGAAAACCUGCAAAAUAAAUGCAGGUUGUACUGGUAUUUGAAUAACUUUUUCACAAGAGCACAAUCAGUAUAUUACUGGAAGAAAAAAAACUUCAGAGUUGUGAUAUGGAAAUUGAAAGUUGAAUGAUAUAUACUUUGUUAAUGUAAAAUAGGAAUGUUUUUUAUAAUGUGUAUUAACCUGAAUUUGUCAUUUAAUUUACCAAAGGAAAGGACAUUAAUGCCAGUAGUACACUAAGCUCGCCUAGAUUGUAAAAAGGUUCAAUGUAUUUCACCAGUUGAACUGCAAAUAAUAACUCUGCUCUUGUUGUAUGUCAUCUGCAGACACAAUUUAGACCCAGGAUGUUUUUGUUUAAACUGGCAAUAACGCACUUGUAUUCAUAAGGUCCUUUCCAUGAAUGUGUCUCGUCUGUUAAAUUGUUUUCUUAUAUUUACAUAUUUACAGAUUAUUUGAAAGAGAGCCCUCCCUAGUAGUAAACACAGCUUCAUAAAUUACACUUCAAACCACACUAAAUCAAUAAUUUAUAUUAUUGAGGAAAGUUAACAUGUUGCUUAUUUUUGUGUUACAAGGAAUACUGGUAUAAAUAGUAACUAAUUGAUGUGAACUUAAAAUAAAAACUAAAAAUAAAAAAUAUUGAAAUUUUAUCUUUA